This is a messenger RNA of Gloeophyllum trabeum ATCC 11539, 917 nucleotides long. Its product is annotated as HSP20-like chaperone. Gene Ontology annotation, cellular component: cytosol; nucleus. The record is from RefSeq and is a predicted model, not a curated record. Gene Ontology annotation, molecular function: protein-folding chaperone binding; Hsp90 protein binding. Bases 107 to 745 code for a protein of 212 amino acids. The transcript has 5 exons. Gene Ontology annotation, biological process: protein folding; chaperone-mediated protein complex assembly. Lineage: Eukaryota; Fungi; Basidiomycota; Agaricomycetes; Gloeophyllales; Gloeophyllaceae.
UGGGUCUUUCCAACGUUUUUAUAAAAGUGCUGUACAAUAGACGCCCAUAGCACUAUAUCAGUCGUUGUAUCCAGACCUACAAUCAUCCUGCUGCCUUUUUGCAACGAUGCCGAACCAUCCUGAAGUGCUGUGGGCUCAGCGUAGUUCGGAAACCGACGAGGCAAAGAAUGUCAUCUACUUCACCGUGAACCUGCCCGAUAUCAUCGAGUCAACACUCGAGUACAACCUCACCCCUACGCACAUUUCAUUCAAGGCGAAAGCUGGAAACGCGUCCAAGGGGAUCGAGGAGAAAGAAUACGCCUUCGAAUUUGACCUCUUCGCUGAGGUUGAUCCAGAGCAUUCAUCCCGCCGCCUGAACUCCCGCGACUUCUUCAUCGUUCUGCGAAAGAAGGAGAAGAAAGCCGAGUACUGGCCGCGUCUAACAAAGGAGAAGAUCAAGACGCCCUUCCUGAAGACGGACUUCAGCAAGUGGGUCGAUGAAGACGAGCAGGAGGGUGAUGACUUGAAGGUGGACGACGACUUCGACAUGGGCGGCAUGGGCGGUAUGGGUGGUAUGCCAGGAAUGGGUGGUAUGGGUGGUAUGCCAGGAAUGGGUGGCAUGGGAGACAUGGACUUCGAGAAGAUGAUGGCUGAGAUGGGCAGUGGUGCUGGACCGUCUGGAUCAGGUGCAGAGGAGGAGGGUGGCGAGUCAGACUCCGAUGACGACGGCCCUCCUCCCCUGGAGGAGCCUGCCAAGGCUUCAUGAAAAAAAUGGAUACUAUUCCAGUGCAUCAACUGUAGAAGAGGCUUUGCUAAUGUAGCUAUUAUUUGCUAUCUUGCUUCUUUGAUUCGUUCAACAUUCUGCUGUGGUUAUUCGCCAGUUUAUUGUGUUAGUGCGCCCUCUGGUUUCUCCCUAUGCUACCCCGCGUUAUUCUGCA